CCCACCACAGACUGAUCAGGGCUUUUACCCGAACAGCACUGAAUGGUAGCAGCUGAGAGACGGGUGCGGAGCGAUGGUUGCCAAACCCUGAGGAUUUCUCACGGCUCACGGACUAGAAUGCUCUAUAUGUAUCCCCAUAAACGGAUGACAACCUCCAAACAAACCUACUGAAAACUUUCAGUUCUACGUUUGACGCGGAGCUGUUAUUUAGAAUUUUUAGAAGAACAGGCAUCAUGCAGGUGCAAACUGUGGGCUAACGUUACUGAAAUGACUUGCUCGGCGUUGAUGCGUUUGUAUAGUGCCAUGCCAAACCCGCAUUGUCAGAUGCCAUUUUACUCUGCGUUAUCCCAGUGUCUGGAAUUCCAACAUACUGGGCCUGUUGUGUAAUUAGAAGUUCGUGAGGCAGUGGCAAACAAGCUGGUGCAAUGAGAAGCUACGCUACCCAACACAUUUUGCGCAAUUUGUGCUAAAGCUUAUGGGUCCUGUGUACUCAAGCUACCGGCUUCCACUUGGAGAGGUGUGCUGCUGGGCUACAGCGCACUGGCUGUCGGCUUCACAUCUGGACCGCCUGGCUACUGUCAUCUGCGGCCUGUUUGGACUGUUCACUCCCUGAACAUUUAGGGGAACUGACUGAGAUCGCCUCAGAUGGUUUCUUGUUAGGGAAAAGGGGGUGAAUAUUUGGCUGGGACUUGACGUUAUCGGUGAUCCACUGGAACACCGUUGUCCAAAGCUGGACUGGCUGACUACUCAAGGAAAAAACGCAUAUCCAGCUAUGGAUUUUGCUUAGCGAAGUCACGCAUUUUUAAAGGCAACGCUAGGGUGACAUUGCAGUCUUCUCACAUAGGUUAUUUCGUCGUCCGACAAAAAAAUAAAAGAGUGAAAGUGGAGUAUUGUCCGUCAUACGUAUCAACGCAGUGGGAUUUCUACGUCUGGUCGGCGUUCACCCCCUCCCUUCCCGCGGUGACGGUUAUGGGUCGGAAGCGGUGUGUCGGUGCAGAUUGUUCCAAGAUGGCGGCCGGGUGCUGCGGGGUGAAGAAGCAGAAGCUGUCGGGAUCGCCCGGGUCGGGGGGUCCCGGUGGGGUGGGGAUAGGAAACGGGGUGGUAGGAACCGGACAUUGUGGCUCGGAGUUGGGGAUUGGCUCCUCCGCGACCGUUGCAGCAGCGGCGAACGUGAUCAGAGCCAACGGCCUGGGGGGACCCGGGGGUAGCGUUAGCAGCAGCAGCAGCAGUAGUAGCAGCAGCAGCGGCGGCGGCGGCGGCUCAAACGCUCUGUCCCCAGCCCAGGCCGGUUACACUUCAUCCGGCCUCUCCCCAAAUCUCAGCUCGGGACCUGGUUCGGGAGGUGGAAGCAGAAAAAUGGUCGUCUCAGCGGAGAUGUGCUGCUUCUGUUUUGACGUCCUUUAUUGCCACCUCUACGGAUACCAGCCUCCAAGAACACCCAGGUUUACAAAUGAUCCCUACCCGCUGUUUGUCACAUGGAAAAUAGGCAGAGACAAGCGGUUGCGAGGUUGUAUAGGUACAUUUUCUGCCAUGAAUCUGCACUCAGGACUCAGGGAGUACACCCUUACCAGUGCCCUUAAAGACAGCCGCUUCCCCCCUAUGACAAGGGAUGAGCUGCCUCGCCUCUUCUGCUCAGUGUCUCUUCUCACCAACUUUGAAGACGUUGGGGAUUACCUUGACUGGGAGGUGGGUGUUCACGGUAUAAGGAUAGAGUUUUUCAAUGAAAAAGGAUCAAAGCGCACCGCCACCUACUUACCAGAGGUUGCAAAGGAGCAAGGUUGGGACCACAUUCAAACCAUAGAUUCCUUACUACGAAAGGGAGGUUACAAAGCCCCCAUCACAAAUGACUUCAGGAAGACCAUUAAGUUAACCAGGUACCGUAGCGAGAAGUUGACAAUGGGUUAUGCAGAGUACAUCGCCCACCGCCAGCACCAUCACUACCAGAACGGCAUUGGGCACCCUCUACCACCCUACAACCAUUAUUCCUGACAGCGAGCCGCAUGACCAAUCAUUGGACCUCUCCGCGGACCUUUUCCCAGGAGAGCCUGCCCCCUCCUGGUCUAGCUAUUUCUACUACUGUACCAUUUUAUGAUGAUAGUUUCCGUUGCCAUGCCGGCCGUCUCCCAGACGUUGACGUGGCAACGGGUGGCAACGAAGCAUCAUUUGGCAAGAAAUCCACAUUUCUUUUUCUUUGCCUGAGUUUUUGCAGCAUAUGUACACGUGUAUCUAUACCCCCCCCCCUAUCCACUAAUAUUUUUUUAAAAUUUAAACAAAUAUUAGAUUUUAUCAAAAUUUCGUCUUUUCAGCAAAUCUAAUCAGGAUUUUGAUUCUGUGGAUGGAAGGAAGUCUCUUUAUGGUGGAUUUGUCUUGCGCUUAUAUUGUUUGGGCUUUGCUUCAGUUUAAAUUCUCUCGAAGAAAAUUCUUAUUUUUUUUCCCAUCUUUAUUUUAUCUUAAUAUCCAGACAUGUAUACCAUGUAGCAACGCAACUGCAGUUCUCAAAGGCAGUGUCAUCUCUAUUCUGAUUCCUCUCAAAAAAAGAAAACAGAUUGACUGACUGUUGAGCCUUGUAAACUCUUGUAGUGUUGUAGUUGGAACUAUAUAUUGGGAUCUGUAUACUCCAAAGUAUAGAUAGUAGGAUUGUGAUGCCCUUUGCUGGUAUUGUUUAUUGUUUGAGCUCACAAUUGUGGGUGUGUGUAUUUCUCGGUGUGUGGAUAUAGAUGUUGGUCUGCCACAAGAUGAAAACCAGUAGAGUCAAUUUAGAAAUGACCUAAAGAUUCCCGACCGUUUUGGAAACCUCCCCCCUAAAUAUUUGUCGUGUUUUGUGGUGGAACCUGUACACGUUGAACGGAGUUUGUUUGGCUAGAACUUUCAGCAAUGUUCCCUCUUUUGUGUAACUUUUUUUUUUUUUUUUUUUUAAUUCAAGGUAAUUGUGGAGGAAGCCAUUUUGUCUGAGGAUAAUCACGUCUGCGCCGGGGAUUUGCUAAUUAUCCAUGUAAAAAAAAAUUGUCUAUAAGUGGGUCUGAUUUGCCUGCAUUGGAGAGGGGGAGCAGGUGUAACUACAGGUCCCUGGGGGGGAAAAAAUAUGUGCAUGGACAAUGCUUUCAUUUAAAUUUACCGGGUCUGUUGGUGUCUUGAGUUUACUGGCAGGGAGUCACUUGAGUGGGACAUGCUGUAACUACUUAAAGCCAUAUUCUCUUUUUAUUCCACACUUUGCGAGGUUGGUCUGUUGUUUGGCUUGAAUUGCCAGAAGUACAUUCGGUACCACUUGGCUGGUAACCUCUAACAUAUUGGAUCUUCAACCUCCCUGAAUGCAAUCGUACCACCAGCCAGCCUCAGGCAAGGCUCCAUCAGUAAAUACUAGUCAAAGGCGACAGUUUCAGCCAUUUGUCGGAGGUCUCGUGUAUUGCCCGUGUCGUCGUGUAAACGUUGUCUUGCCUCUUCAGAUUAUAGCUAACCAUUUUGUCACUCGUUCACAAAGUAUGAUGUGUUUAAAAUUGUCAUUUUGAAAGAAGACUCACCACGACGAGACGCACAAAGGAAGCGAUCUAAUGAACACGUUGGUGUCAUGUAGAAGUGCACGUCAUUGUGCUUUAUUUUUUAUUUUCUUUUAGAUUCCGAAGCAGUUGCUGUAAUGCAGCAAGUUUAUUUAGUUGUUGAAACCGCACCACCGCCGUUCUCCUCUUUAACACUCUGCUGUUCAGUGAGAUCCCGUUGAUCUGUUUAUGUCCACGGCACAGAUUCCGCGGCCUGUUUUGUCAGCUGUAGGUUCGAGCGAACACAGUUGAAUUAGUUGGGGCAGAAUCUCUGCAUGGGGCCUGGCGGCUUGCAGUUUAAGGUCUACAAAUAAAAAGCCAGGGCUUUGUGAGGACUUAAGAAGCCAUUUCCCAUCCAGAUAUUACUUGUUAGGAGUCACAUCCACACACACUAGGCUAGUGAGAAUGUUUGAGCUGUUGUUUUGCUUUGGGUUCAGCUUUAGUUUUGCCAACUGGAAUUUUUGAGAGGGUCUUGUUACUCGACAUACUCGACAUACUCGUAACAGCCUUUACUAACUGACAGGUUAUUUUUUUUUCUUUAUGCAAAAAUGUCAAGGGCUUUUGGCACUCCAUCCACAGUAACCCGAAAUGACCCAUAUUUAAGUUGUGUUGCCUUAAAUGAAUGAUUAAAUAGAUGAUGGGCCGGUAGAUGAUGCGCUGACUGUUUCUCCGUCCCGUGGUUUGGUCUUUCCCAGCUCCCAUCUUCACACCACAGUGUAGGAAAGGGCCUCAGAUGUUUUUUUCCUCACUUGAAUGCUAAUACUCUGUUAGACUUGCGGGGGCUCCUGUAUGCCUGCAGUCUCCCGUUUGCUCACGUCUUAACCCAGCUGCUGGUCCUCAAUUCUUUUUUACUUUUUUUUUUUUUAAAGCCCCACAUAAACACAUUCUCUUAAAAUAAUGUCGGGCACUGUGGUGUUGUUCCCCCUAAAUGUUUAAACCACGGAAGAUCGUUUCAUGCCUCGUAAAAUGUAUGCUUUCCAUGAUGGACACACUACACACUACAUCAAAAGUUUGAAAGAGGAACAGUCAGGCUUUCAUUUCCUGGUCCAUUUUAAUACAGCACAACCUGAAUUCUUCUGCUGCAAAACCAAAUUGACCAUGCUCUUUUACAUAUAUGUCUUUGUAUACACAUGCAAUGUAUUUUGUUGCAUGUAUGAGUAUGAGACCUAUGGUUUUAUCCAUGAUAUGCUUGAUCUAUGGCUUAGACACUCUUAUUAACCAUUUAAGAGAUUUAAAAGACAAAUAUGGUGCUAUCGGACCUCAUAUUGGGGUGGUCACAGCUCGUGACUGGUCAUGCGGACUCAUUGAUCAUAUCAUACUUAAAGAUGCUACGUGUAAGAUUUUCUCUUCAGUGUGUUGCUGUGAAAUGAGUUAUGACGGCACAUUUUAAUAACUGAAGGAUGCGACUGUGGCCGAAAAACAAACGGUAGCCCCCAAGCAACCUGUGCUCUCAUGAACCACUGCGGGUGACUUUGGGAUCAAUUCCCUAUGGGAAUAGAACAGACUGACAUUCUUAAUCACAUAUAACAAAGAAGGAAAAGUCCCCGCAGCAAACGCGUCAUAGGGGCUAUUGAAUGUACAAUGGUCGUUAUUACAAUUUAACAGCGAUAUGUAUUAAAAGAGAGAAUCCUACAUGUGUUACCUUUACUAUCCUUGAUAUAUGCAGAUCUGUUCAACAGGUGUUUUUUUUUUUUUUUUUUUUUUUUUUGUUCCUACAUGUGCAAGUCAACACCCCUGCAGGUUUUGAAAGGACAAGAAGCCACACGUAGCCUCUCCC
Messenger RNA from Perca flavescens (yellow perch), 5310 nucleotides. It is a transcript of the gene ammecr1, whose product is annotated as AMMECR nuclear protein 1. NCBI's taxonomy places the organism in Eukaryota, Metazoa, Chordata, Actinopteri, Perciformes, Percidae. The record is from RefSeq and is a predicted model, not a curated record. The transcript is spliced from 6 exons. Bases 970 to 1989 code for a protein of 339 amino acids.